Trichomycterus rosablanca is the source of this 1894-nucleotide messenger RNA. It is a transcript of the gene nectin1a, whose product is annotated as nectin cell adhesion molecule 1a. The record is from RefSeq and is a predicted model, not a curated record. Lineage: Eukaryota; Metazoa; Chordata; Actinopteri; Siluriformes; Trichomycteridae. Gene Ontology annotation, biological process: protein localization to cell junction; homophilic cell-cell adhesion; heterophilic cell-cell adhesion. The transcript is spliced from 6 exons. Gene Ontology annotation, cellular component: adherens junction. Bases 51 to 1508 code for a protein of 485 amino acids.
UUCAUUUCCAUUGUGUUUAAACUUGCAGUUUGCUGCUAAACGCGGGGACUAUGGUGAAUCUGGGCAUCGCUGUGAUCACCGCGUUCCUAAUAUCAGGCACCAGUGGUCAGACAGUGCAGACCGAAGGUGACAGGUCAGGCUAUGUGGGUGCUCAAGUGGAGCUGCGCUGCCAUUUUGCCAACAGUAAACCACCCGUGAAGAUCUCCCAGGUCACCUGGCAGAAGUUCCUUAAUGGGACGAAGCAAAACGUGGCUAUUGCCAACCCAGCGCUGGGCGUGUCUGUGCUCCCGGCCUUUAAGGAUCGAGUGAGGUUUAAAAACCCUGCGGUGCGCCAAAGGACGCCUUCCCUGGAGGACACCACUAUCAUCUUUAAUGACUUAAAACUGUCUGAUGAGGCGUCCUACAUCUGUGAAUACACCACCUUUCCAGCUGGGAACAGGGAGAGCAUGGUCAACCUCACCGUCUAUGCUCGGCCGAUGAUCCAGACGAGUCUGCCCACACCCACCAUAGUGGCAGGAUCCAAAGACCAGAAAAUUACCGUGGCCACGUGUGUCUCGGCCAAUGGGAAACCACCUAGCGUGAUCACGUGGGACACGGAGUUGGACGGAGAAGCUAAAACCCUGGAGAUCAGAAACGAUGAUGGAACCACCACAGUACGCAGCGACUACAUGGUCUCACCCAGUCGAAAAGCUCACCAGCAGAAGCUGACCUGCAUCUCCACCUACAACGAUGAGCAGUUCACGGAGAGCGUCGUGCUGAACGUUCAGUACGAGCCGGAGGUGAUCAUCGAGGGGUUCGAUGGAAACUGGUAUUUAAACCGGGAGGACGUUCAGCUAACCUGUCUUGCUAAUGCUAAUCCUGCCAUCUCAUCAUUUCAGUGGAGAUAUCUGAAUGGCUCCAUGCCGAAUACAGCAGAGCCCCGUGAGAACAUGCUAAUCUUCAGUGGUCCUGUGGGCUACGAGGUAACCGGCACAUACGUGUGUGACGCCACCAACAGCAUCGGCACAGGCACGGCAUCGGUGGAGGUGACUGUAACAGAGUUCCCUAGUUUCUCUCACGAGAUGUCCGAGGAGCAGCAGCGAGCCGGCGCUGCCAUCGGCGCAGCUGUCGUGUGCGGCACGGUGCUCCUGGCAGCCAUCAUACUGCUGGCAUUCUUUUUCCUUCGACAAAGACGUACAUUUAAAGGAGACUAUAGCACCAGGAAAAAGGACUUUGGGAACGGCUUCGGCCAAUCAGGCAGCCUGUCCUCGGGUCCUUCACUGCCUCAGAGCCCUUCCUCUCCUGACGACGAAGAAAAGAAGCCGGAUCUUCACGCGGACCACGGCUUCUUUAAUGAGAGUUUACACGAGUUUUAUAAUUAUCCCGGCAGCAGGAUGAUGAACGACAGAAGCCGCUUCAGAUACGGUGAAUGCUACGCCAAUGACAGUGGGACUGAGAUGGAGGUUUCGGUGGAUAUGGUUCCUCAGAAAGAUGGCUCUAUCAUUUCUAAAGAGGAGUGGUAUGUGUAAAAAAACACAUUGGGAACGUUUCUGCUUAUUUAUUCAUCUACUAAACCACAUAAACCUACAGUCUCAGACCACUCCAGUGAUUAGUCAUUCUAAAUAUAUAAGGUUUUUAUUUAUCUUUAUUUAUAUUCAUUCCUAUAUAGAAUCCAGAAUAAUGAACAUUGUUUGACAGAUGAAUUUUGGAAACCCUGUCUCUGAUUUGUUGGACACUACAGCAGCUGGUAAAUCAGACUUUUGUUGGACGUUAUCAUGACAGUAUUAACAGAGCGGAUGAUGUACAAAGCACUUUCUUUACUGUGAAUAUUUUGCACUGGUUAUGUUAUUUUGUGUACAUGCUGUAUUUCAUUCUACUUCAUUAUUGUAACAGUGUUCAUGUAAAAAGUGACUUU